Molecule: messenger RNA, 597 nt
Organism: Periconia digitata
Lineage: Eukaryota; Fungi; Ascomycota; Dothideomycetes; Pleosporales; Periconiaceae
Source: the annotation of a GenBank genome assembly
UCGUUGGUGUUGGUAGUUAUGGAAGUUCAAAUUCCACGCGACGCGGCGGCGGUAUUUCGGGAUCGGCCCCCGAUUGAUCUCUAUCUUUUCUUGGCAAGACAUUCUCAGCAACUUCCGUUGUCGCUUGUUCAUCCGCGUCACACUCAUCAUUGCAGUCCACAUUGAGUCACCAUGGCAGCAGCACUGAAAGCCCUCAAUGCGAAGAUUCGCUCCAACAAGUAUACCGAUUACUUCUGCUCGACCCACUUCUGGGGUCCGGCGAGUAACUUCGGUAUCCCUCUUGCGGCCAUUGCGGACAUGAGCAAAGAUCCCGAGAUCAUCUCCGGUCCUAUGACUGGUGCUCUUUCCGUCUACUCCGCCGUAUUCAUGCGCUACUCUUUGGCCGUCACACCCGCAAACUACCUUCUCUUCGGUUGCCACGCUAUCAACUGCUCUUCUCAAAUUGUUCAGGGAUACCGAUACCUUACCUACUGGAACUGGGGUGGACGAGAACUCGCCAUGAAGGCCAAGGAGGCAGCUGGCGACGCGGCCACCAAGGUCGAGGCGACUGCAAAGUCUGUGACAAAAUAAGCAUCUAGCUCGGGCUGCCUGCAUUUU